Panicum hallii is the source of this 667-nucleotide messenger RNA. RefSeq names its product probable zinc transporter protein DDB_G0282067. The coding region runs from base 3 to 467 and encodes 154 amino acids. NCBI's taxonomy places the organism in Eukaryota, Viridiplantae, Streptophyta, Magnoliopsida, Poales, Poaceae. The record is from RefSeq and is a predicted model, not a curated record. The transcript has a single exon.
CCAUGUAUCCUGCAUCCAUCGAUCAGGUCUCAGCAUUGCAGAUCGAACAGACCAGCAGUGCUGAACACACAAACUUGGCUGCUAUUCACUGCAACUCAGGUGGCACCGCCGCCAUGGCGUACUACUCGGAGUCGGGCUACUGCUCGGAGGACGUGAGGAGGCCGUACGCCGAGCCGGGGCACUACCACGGCGAGGGCGGCGAGCGCUACGCCGUCCGCAAGGAGUACGAGGAGAUCGACGAGGUGGCGCGCGCCGGCAGGGGCCACUACGGCCACGGCCACCUCGGUCGCAGCGGCAGCCACCACCACGCCGGCCAUGCUGGGCACGAGGGGUCGUGCCAUGGGCACCUCGGCGGCGAAUACCGCGAGCAGCACCACCUGCACGGCCACGGCCACGGCGGGCGACACUACGACGCGUGCGAGAGCAGGCGCUACGACUCGGGCACCGGCCAUCAGUACUACGCUUGAGGCUUGAGCUGGGAUCGGACGGCCGAGGUGAACGGUCACGGUCAUCGUCAUGUCAGGGCUCCUACCAUCCUGAGUCCUGAGUCCUGACAGGGAGCUACUAGCUGCUGGUACUCCGUCUUAUUAUGUAUACGAGAAUAAGACCGUGAUGAUGAAUAAAGGUUUUGCGUGCUUCCAGGGCGGGCACGCCCUGUGUUUUUAAA